CACUCUUUCACAGUCGCAGUCUCUCGUUUCUUAUCCGCCAUCUGUCCGUCCUUUCAUUGGCGUGUCCCUAGACAGGGAGGUUACGCUGGCGCUUUGGCAUCAAUCUGCGGGAGGCUUCUAUGUCAGCCAGCGCCGGGGACCUUUCGAACGCUCCCCACGGCUCCACGAGACACAGUUCAAGGCCUUCGAUUGACACAAAUGCAUCUGGCAUAGCUGAAAGCACUAUCUCCUUCUCCCAGUUCCCCGCUGUCCCGACAGAAAUACCUACCACCCCGAUCCGUGCUGGCUUCUCCAACUCCCCUGUUCGGUCCAACUUUUCCCCAGUCCAGCCUCUUGUCCCUCGCAGGGGUCCACUAUCGGCGUCAACCUACCGUAACGGACCAGCUACUGCCUCCUCGUCCCGUUCCAUCCAGCCCAGGGGACCGUCUGCCUCCUCUUCAACCGUUCGAGGCAAUCCGAACCCGACCCACCCGCUUUCUCCGCACGACUGGCACGAUGGAUCAUCCAGUAUAGACGGAAUCGACACACAAGAGGCCCGGUUGCUGCCAACCUCCUUCAUCACUUCACUGUUACAGGAGAAUAAGGAGCUGCGUCGACAGCAACGCAGUUCAUUUGCGAGUGACGCCUUUAGUGGGAUUUCCGAACUCACGUACCCCCCUCCCCCUCCCUAUCCACAACCUUCUUCAGGACGGCCGGCGAUACUUCAGAAUCGAACAGGCAAUCCUAACCGCACCCAUGGAACCAGUAGGGCACCUCCCAGUGCAUUUAGCCCGAUCCGGGAAGCGCCCAACCGAGAAUCGACCUCAGACUCCGAAACUCUGCACUCAACGCAAGGCCACCCGUCAAUCGCUGGCUACACUCCCAACAAUCCUCCUGUCGUCGUUGGGGUAGCACAGGCAACCCUCCGAAGUAUCCCGGCCUCCAGCCGUCCUCCAUCGUCCCAGACGGUUCCUCUGUCUGUUGAUGAAAAGGAGGCGAAAUAUGGUCUCUCGAGUCAAGACAUGGACGACGACUCCAUUCUUCGAUUCAAGGCACAGAACGCAUACUAUCCCCCUCCAGAUCCCACACCGCCAUCAAAUGCCACACAUAGGCGCCCGAACUUUAACCCACAACCUUCGACCCAGGCUCGGCAAUCUACUUAUUCUUUGGCUCCUUCGUUUGUUUCCAAGAUAUCUAUGGCCUCUGUGGGGCGUAUGUUCCAUUGGCGCAAGAAAUCUCUGCCACCAGUACCCCGGAUCCCUGAUAUACCCCUCGCAGUCGAAAACCAGACAAGGAGAGCAGACCAAUCCACGCCACUUCCAGAUCUGGCCAAUCGGGCGGACACCCUUCACGCCCUUUUGGAAAAGGGCUACCAUCCUCAUCACAGUCUAUCCUCAUACCAACAAUACCAACUACAGCAAGAUUUCCCCGUAUCAGUCGAGGGAGGCGAGCAUAGCUACCACCAAGAUACUGUCAAUACAAUGGGUACCACGAACUCGACACAGCCAUUGAGGCCACAGUACUACAGCGACUUCGCCGACCGUACCUCAGAUAAACCCACGCUCACCUUCAGUAAUCAAGGAUCACCAGCCCGGGCAUCCCGUCUGCCCCUCCUCAGUAAGCGGAUGAAGAUGGGCAUUGCAAUUUUCAUCAUAGCGGCCGUUGCCAGUAUUAUCGCAGCGAUCGUAGUCGUCGUGAAGCGAAACCAGUCGGCAUUGCCCAACUGUCCGAAUGGUCUAACGGGAGCUACUUGCACUCUAAACUCCACAUGUGUUUGUACCGCAGACGAUUCUCGAUGUAACCCUCUUGCGCGGAACCUCAUCGACCUGAUCCCAUCAGUCAACGAAGCUUUCUCCAGCAACCUCACUGCGCAUGACAUUUACACCAGCCUUUGGUACUCCCAAGGCAGGACCCGUUCAAAUGAUUGCUCUCCACAGGCACUAUUGGUAGAUUCCGGCAAGCGGCUGAAGGAGGAGCUAUACCCCACGCGAACACAGUGGGUGCGGGCAGCCUUGCUAUGGAACGUUGUCCAAGCGCAAGACCUCCAGUCCUCAGAAGACAUGCUGAAGUUCGUCCAAAGCGCCCCUUGGGAUUCUCUCCCCGGCGAUGCUCCCACAAACGUCAAAGAAGAGUCCUUCACCGCUUCAUUCUCGGGAUUUAUCUACAACUUCGCUGCUCAGACAGUCACACCAAUCUCAGCGACCUUCGCUUCUCAAGGGCAGCCCACCCGAGAACAGAUCGCCCGAGUCGGAUCGACAGCACAAUCUACCCUUGACAGAAUGUACACUUUUGCCCAGGCCUCUUCGGUCCAACGUGAACUCGCUCUGAGAAAUUACUGGACAACCACGCUUUCUCAAAAGAGCGAAGACUUGACUGUGUUUAAGGCGCUCUUAAGCGCCUCGCCCAUCCUACUCCCAUUUGAUGCCACUUCUUCAUCGAUCCGGGGGUUGUUCUCAAACGACUCAUCAUCGCUAUUUCCACCGCCAUUGGCCUGUUAUCCAGGCCUAUCAUCACAGCAGCGCGAUCGACUCAACUCAUUGGAAACUUCUGUUUUCCAAUUGCCAGCAUCCGAAACGCCGUCCAACUUUGGUACUGGGUGCUAUCCGGAUCGUCCUAUUUAUGGCGUUCUAGAUGUAUUGCGCCUGCGCUUGCCCUUCCUAGAUUCUCGAAGUGACCUCCCACGGCAAGGCGCUAUUCUCCACAGGGAUGCCGUUCCCCGAGUCGUCAUUCAUUCAGGUGAAGUGCUUAGCGCCACCUUCCCCAAUUCGCAGGCCCCGAGUUUCGAUGCCUCGCAACUGGACCCACGAAAUUUCGGAACACUCAACUUCUCUAACCAUGUCAUACUGCGAUAUCUUACCUCCAUGCCGGUGGACACCGCCAUCCUACUCGUCCAGUACCUCCUGGGGAUCAGCAAUCGUCCUCAGGCACCCCCUGCUCCUUCAUCACCGCUAUUCAACGUCCUAGCGACCGUUCCCGUGAUUGAGGUCUCGAUAUUCGGGGCGGUUGGCCCCCCGGACGUGGCUGGAACUGUGUCGGCACUUGCCACCACCUCCGACUCGAUGUUCUACGGGUCAGACCCUGCUGCCGCCUUGCGGAGAUGGACAAUUUCUGGUUAUGGUGGUACAGUCCAUUGGGCUGAGAGGGCGGAUGCUCCACGGAUAGUCAAGGACGAUUCAUUCAAUGACCAGGUUAUGAAUGAAGCUUGGGAGGCCACUGCCGAGUCCAUAAGGCGAGAUUUGUUCCCCUUGGAUGCCCUUGUGUCCAGUUUCGAAUCGACAGGGAAAUUUGUAUCUGCUUGA
Coprinopsis cinerea okayama7#130 is the source of this 3278-nucleotide messenger RNA. RefSeq lists its product as hypothetical. The transcript has 3 exons. Lineage: Eukaryota; Fungi; Basidiomycota; Agaricomycetes; Agaricales; Psathyrellaceae. The record is from RefSeq and is a predicted model, not a curated record. The coding region runs from base 120 to 3278 and encodes 1052 amino acids.